Cyprinus carpio (common carp) is the source of this 3790-nucleotide messenger RNA. RefSeq lists its product as uncharacterized. Gene Ontology annotation, molecular function: nucleic acid binding; zinc ion binding. NCBI's taxonomy places the organism in Eukaryota, Metazoa, Chordata, Actinopteri, Cypriniformes, Cyprinidae. The transcript has 4 exons. The record is from RefSeq and is a predicted model, not a curated record. The coding region runs from base 902 to 3790 and encodes 962 amino acids.
GGAUUUGGUUAUGUCCUUUUAUAAAGUUUACUUUCAAUUUUUCAUAUUUAAAUGAUUUAUGUUGUCUAUUUUGAAUGUGUAUUGUUUAAUCGUUGGAUCUUUGAGUUUUUUUAUUAGUUUGUACAUUUGUGGUAUUGAGGUCUUUUAUUUUGAAAUUCAUCCACUUAAGCAGUUAUAUUGUGGCCUGCUCAAAGCAUUGUAGUAAGGAACGCAGCUACGGUGCACAUGGUUGAUUCAUCCAAACGCAUAGGGUUAAAGAACUUCAAGGAUUUAGCUCCUGGUUUAAGUGGAGAAUAAGCUCUUACGGUGAUUCGUGAUGUCUUAUGGCAUUUAACGGUGAUUACUGCAAAUCUACGGUGACGGAUCUUUAAUAAAGCUCAUUAUGAAUCAUCAGUGAAAGAGUUCAACAUUUUUAAGCCAGGAAGCUACAGUAAGAGCUUACCAUCGUCGAUCCCCUGUGCUGCUCAAGGAACGCCAUGGAUGGUAGAGGAACUUUAAAUUCAGCGGGCUCGUUGAGGGCAGUGUGAUUGAUCAAGAUUAAAGUGAAGUUUCAGCGGAUGGCUCUACAAAUCUACGGACAGCGAAUGGACCGUUUUAAUGAAUUGGUCGAAAGAAGAUAACUGUUCCAAAGUGUUUGGUGGAUUGCAGUGAGUACCAAAGACAAAAAAAAGAUAAACUAAUUCUGAAGUGAUAAAUCUUUUCUCUCUUGUGACUGAUUUAAAGGUGAACGGACAUUACUGUGUGUGUAGUUCGCAUAAUAAUGGAUUAAAUUAGUUUCACAUUUUAGAGUUAAUGUUUCAGGGCAUGUGGUUAAAGUGAAUUUACUGAAUGUACAAUGAAUUAACUUGAAUGUUAAAUAUGAAUAGUGUUUCUAAUUUUGGUGAGUUGCAAAUGUAAGAAAAUGUCUAAAUCAGUGGCGGGUGCAAAGGAGGCAGAUGGGCAAACUGAUAGCCAUAAUGUAGAAACUCAAAGUGAGGGUACACGCCAUUCAAAACGUAAGCAUGUUCUUACUGAAAAAAUGUUAGCCUAUCAGCAAGAAGAGUCACAAAAGAAGGAGAAAAAGAUUGCAUCUCUAUAUAAUCAAUGGAAAAUAGAAGCCCGUAGCGCACGUGAGCAUCUUAAAUCAGACGCAUUAGAAAGUCAAUUAGCUAUUUUGAGCGACACUUUGGAAACAGCUAAACAUAAGGUCCUGUGUGCUUAUGAUGAAUUUAGGCAGCAUGUAUCACCUACCAUUGAAAUGAGGAGAAAAAUGGACGCGUGUGAAGCAGUUACAGCUGACAUUAUUAAAAUUGUUAAUGAAAGAAUAACGGGUGUAGAUGGAGAUUUUGAUGGUAAAAGGGAGAAAAGGCGACUUCGUACCUUAUUAGACCAUCAGUAUGCCCACUCAAUCUUUGGUUCAACGGUAUCGCAAUUUAGUCAGAAAACCAGUAACUCUAGCCACCGCUCUGUCAUAUCAAGUUUAGAAGCCAAACGUGUAGAUGCUGCAGCAGAAGUAGCAGCCAAGCAAGCUGCAUAUGAUGUUCUGCUAGAAGAAUCAAAGCAAAGAGAAAAAAUAAAGCGGCUAGAAGCACAACAUAAAAGAGCUCUUGAUGUCGAGGUAAAGGAAUUAGAGCGAAUUCAAGCACAAAGAGAUCUGAAAGCAGCUCAAGCUAAACUUGAAAUCUACAAUCAAGAAACUGAGAAGGAAAAGACUAAUUUGUCCAAAGAUUGUAGUAGUUCAAAUGGAUCAGAUUCAGAUUUGUCUCUAGUAAGUAUGGAAAAGCAAGAAACGUUUCAAAAGGUGUGUGGUGAAACCAAAAAGGCAACGGUUGAAGCGUCAGCAACUGAUAUACCUCUUCUUAUUCAAGCAUUUCAAGAUGGCAUGUCUAUGAGCAAGCUACCGGUGCCAGAACCUCCUGUUUUUACUGGUGACCCUAUUCAUUUUAUUGAGUUUAAACAAUCCUUUGUGGCACUUGUUGACAAGAAAACUAUUUCUUCUGCUGAUAAGUUGUUUUAUCUAAAGAAAUAUGUGAGUGGUCCUGCUAGAAAAGCUUUAGAAGGAACCUUCUUCAGAACGGAUGAUGAAGCCUAUCAAGAUGCAUGGAACAAACUGAACAAUCGUUAUGGCCAACCAUUCGUAAUACAAAAGGCCUUUAGAGAAAAGCUGGCAAGCUGGCCCAGAAUUCACCCAAAGGAUGCCAUUAGUCUUCAGGCCUUCUCUGACUUUUUAAAUGCAUGCCAGGGUGCCAUGCCACAUGUCAAAGGUCUCCAAAUUUUAAAUGAUUACCAAGAAAAUCAGAAACUUGUGUUGAAAUUACCUGAUUGGGCAAUCAGCAGAUGGAACCGUCAAGUCACGCAAUCUCUUUCUGAAAAUCAUGAGUAUCCCACUUUUAAAGAAUUUGCUGCAUUUGUGUCCACUGAAUCAGAAAUUGCUUGUAAUCCUGUUACAUCCUUUCACAUUCUUCGUGCUGCAGAACCUGUCACUGAGAAGAUAAAUCUGAAAGAGACCAAGAGAAACCGAGUUAGAGUUUUCACCACUCAGUCGAACGCAGAGAGUCGAAAAGUGAUUAAACCUGUAAACAAAAUCCUGUGUGUGCUUUGUCAGGAAGAUAAUCACCAACUUGACAGCUGUUGUAGUUUUCUCAGCAAACCAUUGGAGGAACGACGGAAAUAUGUCCAGGAAAAGAGGCUUUGCUAUGGAUGUUUAAAGCCUGGUCACAGCGCCAAGGAAUGUCGCUGUCGUCUCACUUGCAAUGUUUGUAAGAGAAGACACCCAACUAGUUUGCAUGAUGAUAACUUUGUGAAAAUGAUUAGGAUUUUACCGUCUGCAGCUCGGUCUCAGAGUGAUCCUAAUGAUGUAACAAAUGCAAUGGCCUUGAGUGUAACUGGAGAAGAGCGAAAUACGUAUACCUCAAUGAUUGUACCUGUCUGGGUGUACACAAAGCAGAAUCCAAGUUAUGAGAGAUUGGUGUAUGCACUUCUUGAUUCGCAGAGUGAUACCACAUUUAUUGAUAAGGGAGUGUGUGAUGAUUUACAGACAACUACGUUUCCAGUGCAAUUGAAGCUCACCACUAUGCUUGGAAAAGAUACUGUCCUACAGAGUGAAAGAGUGUCAGGACUUCAAGUUCGAGCAUACAAGUCCGGUAACUAUAUCGAUUUGCCACCUACUUAUACCAAAGACUGUAUACCUGUUAAUCAUAGCCACAUUCCUACUUGUGAAGUCGCUAAAAACUGGAAUCAUCUUACGGCCCUUGUGGGCAAGAUACCUCCAUUACAGGACUGUGAUGUUGCUCUUUUAAUAGGGUACAAUUGUUCAAGGUCGAUGGCUCCUCGAGAAGUAAUAAUCGGAGGACAUGAGGAACCCUAUGCCAUUCGGACGGACUUAGGGUGGAGCAUAGUAGGUUGUUCUUCACCACAUUCCGAUAUGUCUGGAGUCAGUGGAUUGUGUCAUCGCAUUACGGUUAAGGAGUUCCCUUCUAUCACACCAGGUGAUGUGAUUCGUGUCCUUGAGAGUGAGUUUAAAGACACUGAAGAAGAGACCACAAAGGUGUCCCAGGAUGAUAUUCUUUUUCUUGAGAAGUUAAAGGAAGGUAUACAGAAGAAUGUUCAUGGUCAUUAUCAAAUGCCACUUCCCUUUAAAGUAAGACCAAAGUUACCAAAUAACAAGCAGUGUGCUAUGGUUCGACUCAGUCAUCUCAAAAGAAAAUUGGUGAAGGAUGAAGGAAGAAUUGUAUUGGUUGAUAAGCUGCGUGUCGUCUUCGACUGCUCUGCAAGGCUGUGCAAAUUAUGGCUUGAAGCAUCUUGCAACUGA